UACUGCCGGGUUGUGUUUUACCCAAUCCGAAGCCUCCGAACAAGACUCCCCACAAGACUGGGGGAUUAUGGGAGUUGAAGUCCAGCUUUCUGGACUUGCUUUUUUUUUUUUUUUAGCAGAAUUGCUUGGACAGCAUGAGCUUAAGAGCCUGUGGCUUGAUUAUCUUCAGAAGGUUACCCAAGGCAUGUGCUACUGCAGCUACGGACGGCCACGUUGAGUACCUCCUUCUGCAAACCUCCUACGGCAUCCAUCACUGGACACCCCCUAAAGGCCACGUAGACCCCGGGGAAGAUGACCUGCGCACAGCCCUGCGAGAGACCCAGGAAGAGGCUGGGCUGGCCUCCAGCCAGUUCACCAUCCUGGAAGGUUUUAAGAAGGAACUGAAUUACGUGGUCAGAGGCAAACCCAAAACCGUGGUCUACUGGCUGGCCGAGCUGAAUGACCAGGACACGGAGAUCAAGCUUUCUUCAGAGCACCAGGCCUUCCGCUGGCUGACCCUCAGCGAGGCCUGCAGACUUGCAGAAUACGAGGACAUGCAAGGCACCCUCAGAGAGGCUCAUCUCUUUCUGUCUUCCAAAGAAUAAAUUUCCUUUCGUGGGAUGCAGGAA
Molecule: messenger RNA, 608 nt
Organism: Pantherophis guttatus
Lineage: Eukaryota; Metazoa; Chordata; Lepidosauria; Squamata; Colubridae
Gene: NUDT2
Product: nudix hydrolase 2
Biological process (GO): AMP biosynthetic process; ATP biosynthetic process
Molecular function (GO): bis(5'-nucleosyl)-tetraphosphatase (asymmetrical) activity
Source: RefSeq, a predicted model, not a curated record